UUACAUCAUUAUUCCAGAAAGAUCCACAGCUGGCUCGUCUUGCCAGGGGCCGUCGGUGUGGCUCUAUUUAAGUGCGCAGGCAGAAAAGACAGCAGUUUUCUGAGUGCUGCUAAGGCCCAGACACAAAAUGGACAUCGCCAUUCAGCAUCCCUGGUUCCGUCGCUCCUUCUGGCCAUCCUUCUUUCCCAGCCGGAUCUUUGACCAGCACUUUGGGGAUCCCAUUUCUGAGGCCGACAUGAUUCCCUCGCUGUACUACCCACGACCUUCCUUUUUCCGCUGGCCAAGCUGGGUGGACAGCAGCCUUUCUGAAAUGAAAAUGGAAAAGGACUGUUUCUCACUAAAUCUGGAUGUUAAACACUUUAAACCAGAGGAGCUGUCAGUGAAAAUCAGUGGAGAUUUCAUUGAAAUUCAUGCCAAACAUGAGGAUCGUCAGGAUGAUCACGGUUUCGUCUCACGAGAGUUUCUAAGAAAAUACCGUGUCCCUGCUGGUGUGGAUCCAGCCUCUGUCUCUUCCUCCCUGUCUUCUGAUGGCAUUCUGUCAGUGACAGCCCCGCGCAAGCACACAGACGGCCCGGAGCGCUCCAUUCCCAUCACCCGUGAUGACAAACCCACCGUGGCUGGGUCUCAGAAGAAGUAAAGCUGCUAGACUUCCAUGUUUCAACUUUCUGUCCCUUGUUUUCCCCUGUCCCACUGUGCUCCUGCUACAUUACGAGGGAAUAAAUUAUUAGCCCAGUGUUUCCUGACAGGCCGAAACUUAGGUUGUCUUUGCUACAGCGGCUAGAGAAGAAACAGUUAUUAGCUUGAAAACUCCAUCAGCGUCAAACUAACUGUAAACACAAUCUCUAAAUGAUGAAUGUUACCUAAAAGAUUUUUAUAGAAAUACACUUUUACAAUAAAGUAUUGUCUUCUGUUGAUGCCACCAAACAAAGAGGCUUUUGUAUAUCGUGCAUCCUUGACAGCAAGACAAAGUAUUUGAGUGUUGGAGUAUUUCUCCCUGGCAUUUUUUUUUGUUUUAUAACAACGACAAACUGGCAAAUGGCAAAAAUGGGCCAUUGUAUUAAGCUGGAUCAGAUGGCAAAAAAUGCAAUAGUCUCUCAUUAUUAAUGGUGUGAUUUGCAGGAGAGUCAGAAAAACAGGAACAUUUUACAAUAAGGUCAUAUUACUGUUACUCAAUGCAUGCAUUAACUUACUUUAACAAUGAGCAAUAUAUAUCUUACAGUAUUUAUUAAUCUUUGUUAACGUUAAUUAAUAAAAAAAAUUCAUGUUAUUUCUCUGGUCCAUUAUAUAUUAUUAACAGAUACAACUUUUGAUGUUGAAAUUAACAUUAACUAAGAAUAAUAAAUGCUUUAUAAGUAUUAGUAGUGUUAACAAAAGUUAACAAAUGGAACCUUGCUGUAAAGUGUUUCUUCAGGUAUUGUUUAUUCUGAGUUUGUUAAAAUGAUUUGUUUGAGAUGUCACAAUGGCUAUUGUUUUUGGGUUGAAAAAGUACAUUUAUUUUGAAUUUAAUGAUGGAUUUGGGACCAGAGGACACAGUGAGGGAACGUGGAUACGUUCUUAAAAAAGUGACAGUAUAUAAGUAUUUUUGAUUGGUUAAUGACACAUUUAUGCACUGCAUUGCUACAUUCACCACUGUAUUUACAUGACAAUAGCAGGAGCAGGGCUUUAAAACCAAAGGUUAAAGAGGGUUAUGAACCCCUUUCAAAUAAAAAAAAAACUAUGAAUAUGUUGCUCAACACAGCUUUAAAUGGUUAAUUGUUAAUUCAUGGUUAAGCAGCAUGAAUAAUAGGUGCUACUCUCAUGAUGGUACCGUUCCAAGAACUGCUGUUACUGCAACGAUUAAUGAAAAUGAAAGCAUAUUAAAGCAAGUUUAUUCAUGCAA
Cyprinus carpio (common carp) is the source of this 1879-nucleotide messenger RNA. It is a transcript of the gene cryabb, whose product is annotated as crystallin, alpha B, b. Gene Ontology annotation, molecular function: structural constituent of eye lens; protein folding chaperone. Lineage: Eukaryota; Metazoa; Chordata; Actinopteri; Cypriniformes; Cyprinidae. Gene Ontology annotation, biological process: response to heat; protein refolding. The record is from RefSeq and is a predicted model, not a curated record.